AGCAGUAAUGCUAUGUUUUUCUAUGUGGCAUCAAGUUAAUAUAGUUUUUCCUGUUAAGCCAUGGCAGGGUGUGGCUCACGUCAUAAAGUCCGUCAAUGGCCUGUGUCAGACAUCAGUGGGCAUCAGCACAAGACUGUGUUUCCUGACAAAUGUCACACCAAUGAGAAAGAGUUUGUGUUCGUUGUUGGCGAUUCACAUCUCAGAUCUUUUGCUGAUGGAGUUGUAAACAUGCCAGAGGGUCGGCUGUCCUUUGGUUUUAUGGCCACACCUGGAGGAGAUGCAACAGCGUUGUGUUUGGAGAUCUCCCAUCUUGGUGAUACUCCACGUACUCCGGAUGCAGUGUGCCUGCUUGCUCCGGGGAACAACAUGACCUCAAGUCGCACUAUUGAGGAGGCUGCCAGGGCCUUUGGGACUCUCCUCAGUGUUGCAUUGCAACACUGGCCGAACAAGGUGUUUGUGGUGGAUUUCCCCAUACGACAUGUACAUGCAACACUGGAGUACCAGCUUCUGCUAAAGCAGGAAUAUCACCGAGUUGCAGCAAAGAUGGGGGCAUCUGUGGUGUCAGGAUUUGGUACACCUAAGUGAUGACGAAGGUAUGCCUCUCCUUGCGGACUUCAUUUGGAACACUUCAUACAGCAUCCUGCACAUCCCUGUCAAUCCUGUACCACUUAGAGUGCAUCCUACACUCAAACGAUGCUUUCACAAAAACAAGGAGCAUGGUACUUCAUCACAGCCACAGUGUGUUGAUCGAUCUCAAUGCUCAGCAACAUCCUAUCGGCCCUUUCCAGCUGUUAAAAUGAAGUAUGUUGACCAUGACCAAUGGACACAUCUGGUGCCUACUGUUCCAGAUGUGAGGAUGUAGGUUCGGGACCGGCGUCAUUGUAUACGUCAGCAUGCUGUCACAGGACUGUUUGUUGACAUACAGCAACAAAUUGUCAACGGGGGUAGGAUGGAACGCAUCUUUGACACAUAUGUUACCCUUCGGCCUACCGCCAGAAUGCCAAACCUGUCCAUGACCCAGCACCUCAGUCCAUGGCUGAGAAGAAAUCCCUGCACAUCAAAAAGCUAAGUGCUGCUGGUUCAGGGCAUGUGGGUCGUAGGCCUUUGGUAGUAGUUGACAGGGUCAAAGAAGUUUUAGGACAGGAAGAUGUUAAGGACAAGGUAGUAAGGAGGAGAAAGAUGGGAAACAUACACACCAGUGUUACACAGACAGAACAGAAGCAGGAGUUGCCUACUGAAAGAGCACUGAAACAGGAGUUGGGUAGUCAAAUAGUACAGAAACAGAAGUUUGGUAGGGAUGAAGGAAGUGUUGUUGGUCAGGGGCAAGGGGGUCACUUGCCUUCAGAAGUAGGCAAAGGGCUUCAGGAUACACAACACAUACAUGGGGUAUAUAGCUGGGUGAUGGUAUCUAAUUUCUGUGUUCCCUUCCAGCCCACUUUUGAAUGUCCCAAAAAGUUUAGUAUUGCAGAUUGCCAAUAGCUUGUAAGCCAAAUGGGGUGAAAUCAUUCGCAACUAAGACACCAAAUACACUGGACAACAAAGGGGGGAUGCCUUCUGUGCAUGACACAAGUGGGGGAGAUUCAGACCAUAACAAGACAGUGUGCUUACAGACAGUAGCUCAUGCUGAUAUUGAAAACAAAAAAAAAGGAAAUAAACAGCAGACCAGCUGCAGUACUUGCCAUAAAAAAGGGCAAGAACCACAUAAGAGGAGGUGAAGGCAACUCAAUAUUUCAGACGACAAUUAGCAUAGCAGAGCAGCAUGGUAUCCAACUUAGAAGUGGCAAUCCAAACAAGGCCAAAGGUAAUUGCUUGUAUGAAUCCAUUAUUGAUAACAUAAAUGCAAGAGAAUGUUUUCCAGAACUUUUUACAGAAAGGCCUAAGCACUAUAGAAACGUCUGGAAUACUGUAGAUGAACAGAAAAUUAAGGCAUCUCCAUACUAUCCAAACAUAUAUACAGAACAGAAGUGGAGAGAAGCGUGGCAAACUUUGCAAACAACUAACCAAUAUGAUCUUGACUAUUUUGGUGAUAUGGCUAUCCUUAGUUGUGCUCAUACUACUAAGAAAGAUAUCCUUGUUUUCAACACACCUUGGAAAACAACGAAUGCUCAACCUCAUAGUCCAAUAUAUGUAAUAUCUGCAGAUGCAAUAGAUCCAGCAAAUGCAAGAGAUACUCAUGUUCCAUUGGUGUUGGCAUACAAUGGCCAUCAUUUUGAAAGCCUCAUUCCUGUUUCUAAUGUUGAUGUUGACAAAACAAUUGUUUUGGUGGAUGCAUACAAGACUGGCACCUAUAAGACUCCUAGGUCUUUAGCACAAAUGUUUGAGCUCAUUGGAAAUGAUUUACACAACACAGAAAGCAAUUGUCCCACAACAAAUAAAACCAUAUGUACACAGGCCACAGAAAACCAGAAAAGAACAGAGCUUACAGCUACCACCAGUAAUGUCCAGAUUCAAAAUUAUGCUCCUAAAUCCCACAGUUUAGAUGAAGGCAAUAAUACCAGUGAUACCAUAGCAAUAACUUUGCCAGAUGUAUGCAACAGUUGUCAAAAGCCAUUUCAAAGGCUGCUGGUACAUUUGCGCAUGUCAAAACAAUGUCAAUUACAUUACAACAUGCAAUCUUCAUAUCAAGAAGUCAUUGUGAAACACGCAGACCAAAAACCUCUAUGGCAAGCUGCCAAACGUCAAAAACUGCAAAAACAUAAGCAAAGUGAGGUCAAUGUAGGCCAAACCAUGUUGACCAACAACCUCUACCAUGUCAGAAAGAGAAAGAAUCCACUCCAAUUGAAGCCAGUGCAAUACACAUGAAAGUUACAAGGAAAAGAUAGUUGCAGGGUAAUUCUGUAGAUGUCAUAGGAAAAAAUGUUUCACCAUGUAAUGUAAAUAAAAACACAGAAAGAGAUUGUCCCAGAACAAAUGACACAAUAUGUAAGCAGGCCAAAGAAAACCAGAAAAGAACAGAACUUGCAGCUACCACCAGUAAUCUCCAGUUUCAAAAUAUAGAUCCUAAAUCCCACAAUUUACAUGAAGCCAAUAAUACCAGUGAUACCGUAACAAUAACUUCCCUAGAUGUAUGCAAGGGCUGUCAAAAGCCAUUUCAAAGGCUGAUGGUACAUUGGAGCAGAUCAAAACAAUGUCAAUUACAUUACGACAUGAAAUCUAAGAGCAAUCCAACAAUGCCUAAUCCAAGUGUAGAUGAAGUUGUUUUGUCAAUGAAAUGGAAAACCCAUGUCUCACAUUCUCUCCUUUCACUGUGCAGCAAAAAAAACACUUUGUUCAAAAAUUAACAUCAUCCACAACUCACCUGAAUAUGUUGAUACACAAGAACCAGUUCCAAUGAAUGUCCCAAUGAAUGAUCCUUGUGAGACAAAGGCUAUUGUAGGUGAUGGUAACUGCUUUCUCAGAGCUUUGUCACUUUCUAUUAGUGGAAGUGAAGGUCAUCACAGAAAAAUCCGGCUAGCUGUGGUUAAACAUAUGGAAACAAACGCAUCACAGUAUGCUCCUAUUCUCAGAGAUGGAUAUUUUUUUUUCUGUUGAAAACUAUUUGAAAGCAUCACGCAUGAAAUAUGUUCAAACUUGGGCAACUGAGGUGGAAAUACAAGCAGCUGCAGGUCUCUUUGGAGUUGAUGUUUUCACAUAGUCGCAACAAGUGGUUCAAGUAUUCCACAGCAAAUGGAAAGACAAUUCACACAGCUAUAUACCUAAAACACUGCAACGCAUCUCAUUACGAAGUAGUUACAUGCGUGAAGCAACACAAUUCUGACCAAUGCACCAAAUUCUGCAACAAAUCCAAUGAAUGGCCACAGUCACAUCAGAUAAGGAGUUCUUCAAGUCGAUGUGAGCUUGACAGAAAAAAACAAGCAAUAUGAAAUAAACAAACAUUUCCGAGAUGCAAAAAAUUAAAGAGGAAUUAAAAGAUACAAUGAAGAUGAAAACUACAAGAAAACCGUCAAAGAAGGCAGCAUAAACAAAUACGGCACUGAUGCCCAACACCGUGCAAGUACAAAACAAUACAGCAUAGACAAAUAUGCCACUGAUGAACAACACCGUGCAAGUACAAAACAAUACAGCCUAGACAGAUAUGCCACUCGUGACCAACACCGCGCAAGUACAAAACAAUACAGCAUAGACAAAUAUGCCACUGACGAACAACACCGUGCAAGUACAAAACAAUACAGCACAGACAAAUA
Molecule: messenger RNA, 4184 nt
Organism: Anguilla anguilla (European eel)
Lineage: Eukaryota; Metazoa; Chordata; Actinopteri; Anguilliformes; Anguillidae
Exons: 7
Coding region: 1621-2802 (393 amino acids)
Source: RefSeq, a predicted model, not a curated record